Messenger RNA from Microplitis mediator, 2904 nucleotides. Its product is annotated as zygotic gap protein knirps-like. Gene Ontology annotation, molecular function: sequence-specific DNA binding; zinc ion binding; DNA-binding transcription factor activity. The transcript has 3 exons. NCBI's taxonomy places the organism in Eukaryota, Metazoa, Arthropoda, Insecta, Hymenoptera, Braconidae. The record is from RefSeq and is a predicted model, not a curated record. The coding region runs from base 392 to 1600 and encodes 402 amino acids. Gene Ontology annotation, biological process: regulation of DNA-templated transcription.
CUUGUGCUGAGUGUGUCUCCUCACCUUCGGCCAGACGAACAGGUCGUAACGCUCCAAGUGCGCUAGUCCUCUCCCGUCCAUCGACGUGGCCGCACCUCGUCUACCUCGUGCAGCCACGGACGUUAUUAAACAUUAUUUAUUCAAUUGUUAUCUUCAUAUAUUUAUUAUCAUCAACGUGAUUACAGUCUUCUGUAUCUGCAUUUUGGUUUUAUAAACUCAGUGAAAAAAAUCUAACAUAAUUUUAGUGGACUUUGGAAGUUUUCAGUGCGAGGACCGAUAAUGUGUUUGUGAUUUUAUUCUCAAAUUUAACGAGAUUACACUACGAAUUCAAGUAAUUAUUGUACUUACUGUCAGCUGGAUUCCGUCGUUCGAGUUAAAAAUAUUUUCUAAGAUGAAUCAACAGUGCAAAGUUUGUGGCGAACCGGCAGCGGGCUUCCAUUUCGGUGCAUUUACUUGCGAGGGUUGCAAGUCAUUCUUCGGGCGUACUUACAACAAUCUGAGCAGUAUAUCAGAGUGCAAGAACAACGGAGUCUGCGUGAUAAACAAGAAAAAUCGUACGGCUUGCAAAGCAUGUCGUUUGCGCAAGUGUCUGAUGGUCGGAAUGUCGAAAUCUGGAUCCCGGUACGGACGUCGCUCCAAUUGGUUCAAAAUCCACUGCCUCCUGCAGGACCAGGCCCAUAACAACGGAGCAGCGCCACCAUUUGGGCCCGGAUAUAUGCAGAGCUUCAUGUCAUCCCAGAUCCCCUCCGCGGAAGGAAAUUUCAAGGAAAAGGAGAUGGCGUCGCCCAGCGAAGAAGACAUGAACGUACAGAGGCAUAUCAUGCACCUCGCGAUGAUCAACAAAGAGCUUGAGCGCAGCAAUAAGUCGCCGCAUCCAGAUGACCUGGCGCUGCAACAUCGACUCAGAACGCUAGCCUGGCAACGGGAACACGAGCGACUGGCUAACCAGCAGCAACACCAGGACCCUGGAACACCACCACGUGAUACAACCCCACCUACGUCCUACAACUACAGAAACCCCGCAGUCUCUCCGUGCUCAGUAUACUCACCCGCUGCAAGCUAUGGGUCCAAAGAGAUGGCAGCCAGCCCUCCAGGAGUUUUUCGGCCGUAUCUUCCGGGUUUUAAACGGACCGCUGACACUCCCAGUGACAGCGGAGCUUCAUCAACAGACGGUGUGGAGUCCUGCAGUGAGUCCACUUGCUACGACUACAUCAAGACCGAUCCUACGACCAUUAAAAUGACCGCCUCUCUGGCACUUACUGCUGCCACAACCGCGUACCCACACAAUCAACUGGCCCUAGUCUAUCCGCCAGGUUUAGUCACCCCCGCAGCUUCUCAACACUCUCCUCGUGGAGGUGACUUGCUCCUUGUCAGCCCUAGCCCUGGUGGCCUCGCUGUCGAACAAGACGAGCCGAUAGACCUCAGUAUCAAAAGCACCAAAAGUUCACCCAGACCCGAACAAUCCCCUGUAGUUGAACACACGGAAAACGAAGCACGACCUGAAAUUAGUGAUAAUUCCGGCGAGGAACCGAGCACUAAGAGCAAACCUCUUGACCUCACGCUCACUGUCAAGAGGCCAGAAGUAACUCUUUCGAUGUAAUUUCAAUUAUUUUUUGGUAAAUUUAAAUUAAUAAUUUUUUUUUUUUUUUUUUUUCUUUUAUUCUUGAAUAUUUCGUGAGACAACGAGUGAGGCUGGACCCUACACACUGCAGGUCGUGGCUCAUGAAUAACUGUGUUCAAUGUGUAAAUAUAUAUAUUUUUAUGCAGCCAAUUAAUUUAUUGUAAUAGUUAGCAGAUUUUUAUUAUUAUUUUAAUUAUUAUUAUUAUUAUUAUUAUUAUUUUAUUAUUAUUAUUAUUAUUAUUAUUAUAAGUAUAUUAUUACUAUCAUUCUUAUAAUGGAUAUGGAUUUUUUUUUCAUUUAUGAGAAGUCCGAUCAUGUUGAGUAUAUUCACGGCCAGUAUGGUGACUUAAUAUAUAAAUUAAUUAAUUAUUUUAAAAAUGUACGUAAUAGUAAAGGAAAAAAAAAAAUUAUAGAAUUAAGAUUUAGAGUAAAGUAAAAUUUUUUUUAGAUUAUUUUCUAUACUGCAUUUAUAUGCACCGAGGGUUUUUUAAAUUGACAACAAAUUAUUUUGGUAAAUAUGUAGUUACGCUCUUUCCUGGUUUUGGUAAAGUUCUUUUCGUUUUAUUUUGGAAUUAUUCAAAUCAAGAUUUUCAAGUUGUCAUGUAAUUUUGAUACGUAAAAGUAAUGAUUCCAAAAUAAACAAUUAAGAACAUUUGUAAUGUCAAAAUCAGAAUUAUAUAGUUACCAAAAGCUUAAAGUAAAUUUUAAAAUUAUCAAUAAACACCCAUGUCGAAAUUUAGAGCCUAUAUAGGUCCCUAUAGCCCUAAAUAGAUCCGAUUUAGAGCCCUGUAGUCCUGUAGCUCCGACUUUGAACCCGGAGGUCCUAACAUUCACUGAGAGGUCCGAUUUUGAGCCUUCAAAUCCGACAAUAUUAGUCCCGUAAUAAUAAUAGGCCCUAAAUCGGACCUAAUUUUAAUUUUCAUCAGGUCCUAGAUUGAGCACGCAAGUGCCGAAAACGGAAAUUUGUAGCACCUCAGGGACCAAAAUCGGGCCUAAUUUAACAUAGAAACAGACUCUAUUUAGAGCCUCCAAGUCCGAAAUAGGUCCGACUUUAAAAGGCUCUAAAUGGGCUCUAAAUUUCGACUCGGGCAAUUAUUUAAAAUACUUUUAUUUGGCCGACAAAAGCAAAUUUAAAACUAAAUAUAAAUAUAUACUUAAACAAUUAUACAUAUAUUUGUUUUAUAUAAAAAUGUAAAUAAAACUGUUUACAUUGAUGUAAAUAGCAGGUGAUCUGAGAGGCCAGUAAGCGAAACAUUAAAAAAAAAAUAAUAAUAAUAAAUGAU